UAGCGCGCAGAUAUCCUCAGUACUAAGAGAAUGUGCAGUAUUCAAUCACCUUGACAUGUUAAUGGCUGUUUCUCCUUGAGCUCGUGAUAGAGAUGGCCAUGUCGUUUGCUCAACAAAUCUUCUUGGUGUUUUCUGUGACUCUGGGUGAAUCACUAAUUCUAACACAGUAUCCUAUGACUGUUGAGAAGAAAUGUAAUCAGUCAGCUCAGAUCUACUGUGAACUUCGCAAUGGAAAUCUUACUGACGACAUGAGACUAGUGUGGUAUAAAUACACGUAUUAUAGAUCAAAGAUUGGAGAAAUUAAUUUAAGGACAAGUAUCUCCACAGCCAUUGACCACAUCCAUUUACAAUGGGACCUUGGCACCUACAGAGCAUCAAUGUUAAUAAGACAUCUGGUGAAAAAUGACUCUGGAGAAUAUGGUUGUGAACUGGUCUCAUUUUCUGGCCCUAAGAUUAUAACGAAAGCCAAUGCAACACACCUCAUUGUUACUGACAAACAAUGGAUUGGUCCACCAAACAGAAACAUCACAGACAGAAAUGAGGCAGAAAAAUUCCAAAAUAAGGAAGCUAGCAUUCAAAUAAUUGCUUCAGCUGUAAUAGCUGCCUUUGUCAUCAUCUGCCUGCUAAUUUACAUUUUAUUCAGAUACCGCCCAAAAAAACAAGGUCCUAACGCCAAUCCUCCUCCAGCAGAUGUCAGUUGCCAGAAAGCAGAGGAUCCAAUUUCUACAGUGUUCUGUCCUGACUAUGCUGCACUAAAGGUCCCCGGGCAAAAUACUCGACAGACUCUAGCAUCUUCAAUUGCCUCUGACGAUUCAUACUACGCUACCAUUGUAUUUGCACCUCAACAACAAGCUACUGGUGUGCAGAAAACAAAUGUCGUAAACUAAGGGGAAAUAUAUAUGAUAUAGUGGCAUCUGACUAUUUCCUUUAUCGUGUGAACUCAUAGAUAUUACAUUAAAAUAUCACCUGACUUUUCUUGCUACUUAUUCUAUGAAAUCAGAGGGCACAAUUUGACCACCAUUAAUGAAAUGAUCAUAUUUUAACACUGAGAAAGUAAAAUCCUAGCAAAAUCAAUCUUACCUGGUUGACAAUUCGUUGACUAAUUUUGGACGGAUGAGAAAGAGCUAAGAAAGGCAUUAUUAGAUUCUGUAGGGACAGUUUCAAGCUGAUAGCAUUUAGAGGAGUCAAUUCACAAACAAUUGGAAAGAAAUAGGCAACUCCUCAUGCUGGUUAGUUGAUUGCCAUUGUCCCAUUCCUACUCUCUGUUCUGACUGGACCCUUCAAAUUUACUCAUGUUAGGUACGAUCUCACUGAACUGGUGCUGAACUUUAAUUCUGUGAAUUAAAAACAUUAUCUACUGGCACUACAUAUGUUUGUAGUAUCAAUAAACGCACAUGACAUUCUCCUUUAGCGAUAUCAAAGUUGAAACGUAUUCUUCAUGUAACCUGAAAUCGGGAGUUCACAUUAGAUUGCAAUGGAUGCCACUUGUUUUAAAAGGCCAUAGUAUGAUCAAAUCAUUCAGACAAAAAUACUCUGAUUUAUAUAAUUUCCAAAAGGUAAGAUUGUGUUACUGAUAUUUUGUCUGCUUUUUAAACAAAGAUAUCAAAAUAUAGAUACAAGUUUUCAUUCAGAAUGUCACAGCUCAACAUUUGCAGUCAUAAGUGGCUAUUAUGGAGUGUGUGACUUUGUAAUUCAAUCAGGUUAAAGGGUUUAAUAGAGUCAGUUGCCAGGCUGUAAAUCAAAAAGCCUGUCUUACAGACAGCACUGUGUAGAACCCUAGAGGUUGCACUUUCAGUUGCCUGGGGACGUGUGCUUGGGUUCCAAUUAAAUGUAAUUUAGCAUUGCUGACCAUAGUGUUAGUGAGCACCACAAUUCAAUUUUCAGGGAAGUUGGAGGCAUGAACAGCUCUUGACACUAUUAACUCCAUGCAAGAUCAAAAUAAUGUAAUUAAGUAGAGAAAGCAGAAAAUGUAGUAAAUUGUCAGUAGGUCAGACAACAGCUACGUAGAAGACUGGGUUAAAAUUUCAGGUUGAUAAUGAAGGUUCAUCAUUGGCUUAAAACAGUAAAUCUGUUUCUCAUACUACAGCUGCUCUCUGUUCUGCUGACUAUUUCCAGAAUUUUCUGUUUUUAUUUCAGAUUUUCAACACCUUUGGCAUUUUGCUUUAUGUUCCAAAGUAAUUAAGAGGCCUAUUAACAUUUCCAGUUGGCAUCCACAUUGUCGCAGAGCAUGCUCAGAUCGAUCUGCCAGCCUUAGGCCAAGGGAAGGAAGGAUUGUACUUAAACAUAAAAGGGAUACACAUCUACAUCUGUAUUAGCCACAGGGACACAACUACAAUCCUCCAGCCUCAGGAGCCCACCUAUCAUUCCUAUUGGGAAGUCGAGCACACUCCCUGGUUGUGAAAUACCUUUAAAAAUAAAGAAAGGCAUGCCUAGAACAAACAGUUUUUGGGGUCAGGGCAUGAUCUGGUCCAACUUCUGAUUCCUGUCCAAGACACAAAAAUUCAGCCCACAUGUUAUGCAAUUGAUCAUUAACCAACUAAUGAUAUGCAGCUUUUCUGAAAUGAUCCUCAUUCUUGUCUUGGCUGGUACAGCCAAUUUUUACAUUUUACCUUCAGUAGCAACAAGGAGCUGAAUUUGUUGGGCAUAAAUUAAAUUUGGAAGCAUAAAAUAACAGAGAUACAGUCUGAAUCAGAUACAUUAAGAAAACUAUGAACAAAAUACUGAUAAUUGGGAAAAGAUAACAUAGAUUAGAAAACAAAGGUCAGGAAAACCCUUGGAGCUGCUUCCAUUUCUUUGCCAGCAAUGUUUGGAAAUUGAUCCAGUAACCAUUUCAGUAAUUGUCAAAAGGUUUCCAUUCAAAUCGUCAAUAUGCAACCCUGGUGUUGAAUACAAAUGAGAAAAUAACUGCAGAAUGCACUUGCUAUAUGAAGAGAUGAUAAAUUCUUAACUUCAAUGAUUUUUUUUUAAAUGUGUAGAUUAAUUCAGCAGCAUAUGAAUUACACUCCAUGAAACACGAGACACAUGUGAGUCAAAUUAUUUGAUAUUACCUCCAGUAGAAAAUUCUGCCUAUGGAUAUCAAUGAUGGGUCCAUCACCUGUGGUCUACAAAGAAAUCCCUUAUGUUCAGUUAGCUAUGAUUUCACAUGUUCACUUUAUUAAAAUUAUAAUACAAAUAAAACUGCGUUGCAAAGGCUUGAAAAUGUAUGUUUCCAGGUUCUGAGAUCUUUACUUUUGGAGUCCAGACGUACCAAAAAUGUCAACUUAAAGUCUAGUGACCUAUCACUUUUAAUCUAAAUUUCACUUGUAUGACUUCAUAAUGCUUCCAACUCAUUAGAUCUGAAUGACCUCUGACAACCAGCCAGUUCUGAGUUUCAUCGGACCUUGUAAGAUUGUACAAAAUAUUGUGAGAAAUAUAUGUAAAUA
Messenger RNA from Stegostoma tigrinum, 3422 nucleotides. RefSeq lists its product as uncharacterized. Gene Ontology annotation, cellular component: external side of plasma membrane; membrane. Bases 93 to 887 code for a protein of 264 amino acids. NCBI's taxonomy places the organism in Eukaryota, Metazoa, Chordata, Chondrichthyes, Orectolobiformes, Stegostomatidae. Gene Ontology annotation, biological process: positive regulation of T cell apoptotic process; negative regulation of immune response. The record is from RefSeq and is a predicted model, not a curated record. The transcript has 5 exons.